Lasiosphaeria miniovina is the source of this 1364-nucleotide messenger RNA. RefSeq lists its product as uncharacterized. The transcript is spliced from 2 exons. NCBI's taxonomy places the organism in Eukaryota, Fungi, Ascomycota, Sordariomycetes, Sordariales, Lasiosphaeriaceae. The coding region runs from base 158 to 1354 and encodes 398 amino acids. The record is from RefSeq and is a predicted model, not a curated record.
AAUUAAUACAGAUGUUCUUUCUCUCCGUCUAACAAUUGACAAUCGUGUUCUGCUCCGAAGCAGCUUGAUCUCUCUAUUGUUGUUAUUGUAAGCCAUCGCAAGACUGCAGUUUACAGUGUUGUUGGGAAAUGCUGCAUACUGUACGGUGUUUGGGAGUAUGGUAGACCGUGCUUCGAGCAAACGCCGGCCCCGCGACGCAUAUGAGACUGCAAGAGCAGAGACUGCUGCCGCGGCGCAGCGGCUCCGAAGAAUGGAGGCACAGUUUGAAAGUUUGAGUGAGCCACCUAACGUUGUGCCUAUCUCGGCGCACCUAGGCCGCCCCGGCGGCUCCCGGCAGAGACGCCGGGCCCGGCCCUUACGCAGCGAAGAGUCUCGCCACGGCGGCGAGAUAAUACAGUUCAGGAGUCUUGGAUGGCGUGGCAGCCGUUGUGUAGCAGGUGAGGAAGCUUUGGACCAGGUCUCGCCGCGGCAGAGGCGGAAGGGGUCGCUGGGCCGCCGCGGGCUUGAAUCGGCUCUCGGCCAGUUGCUUUCACUUCCCCUAGGCGCCGACCUCCGCCGUGGCGAGUACCCCGGGGAUGUAGUGACGAUGCCGUGGGCGGAAUCUUCUCCCCCAGCACCUCCUCGCCCUCCCCAUCCGGUACGGCGGCCUGGGUUUCUAGCUGCGGAAGGUGGUGAAUGGCGGCGGAUGAAACAAGCCGGGGGCCGUGCUGGUGGCGGUGAUGGGGUGGACAUACAAGUUGGCGUAGGCACUUCUGGUGACGACGACGACAACGGCGAAGACAACAGCGGUGGGCACCGCGACAAAAGCUUCUACCACCGCGGCAAAGACACGGCGCCCUCGAGCUUCGCCAAGAGCAUACGAAUAAUCAGCGGACGACAGAGCUCCGCUGCUUCCGCUCCCGCUCCCACUCCUACCUCUCCUCCUCCCACGGCGCCCCAACCCGAGCCGAGACUUUCCUUCUCUUCCCCCACCCCGUCAUCUACUUCCUCCAACCCCAACCCCGAAACAGCAGCAGCCAACACCCUGACCCAGCACGCUCUCGACAGCCUCGUGACGCGCGAGCGGGCGCUCACGCGCGCCGAAGCGAACAUGAUCUACAUGAGAUUGGCGGGGCAGCCGGCGGGGCAGAGACACGUUUUGGGUUACUAUCGUAGUGGUAGGGCCGUGUCGCGCAAGAGGACGAGUACGAGCUCCGUCCCACUUCCCGAGGCCGUUGUGGCGGGGCGGUUCAGGGCGACGCCGGCGGGGGCGAUGGUGGGCCGGCUGUUUGCGUCGGGGGACAUUGCGGCUGAGGAUUUGGCGUGGAUGGUGCGGCGUUGGGGGAUGGUUAAGGGGGGGCGGUUAAGGUUGUGAUGGCGAUGAG